This is a messenger RNA of Melozone crissalis (California towhee), 2891 nucleotides long. It is a transcript of the gene DUSP15, whose product is annotated as dual specificity phosphatase 15. Gene Ontology annotation, cellular component: nucleus. The coding region runs from base 609 to 2645 and encodes 678 amino acids. Gene Ontology annotation, biological process: protein dephosphorylation; immune system process; regulation of transcription by RNA polymerase II. The record is from RefSeq and is a predicted model, not a curated record. Gene Ontology annotation, molecular function: protein binding; protein tyrosine/serine/threonine phosphatase activity; RNA polymerase II cis-regulatory region sequence-specific DNA binding. NCBI's taxonomy places the organism in Eukaryota, Metazoa, Chordata, Aves, Passeriformes, Passerellidae. The transcript has 17 exons.
CCCACACGGCCGCCGCGGCCCCGGCCUGAUCCCCGGCCCGUCCCGGCCCCGCGACCCCCGCGCUGACCCUCGCUGCGAGCAGCCGGCCACAGGCGCUGCUGGGGAACCCCACAGCCCCGCUGCUCGCUGGCACUGCCCAUCCUGCGGCCCUGCGAAGUCCCCAGGACACUCCUGCAGCUCCCCGGGCAGGGCAGGGAUCCUGCGGCACCUGGCUGCAGUGCAGCCUUGUGCGGCCGCGGGCAGCGGCGACAGGCAGCAGCCAGCGCGGCCCCGUGCUCCCACGCCACGGCGCAGGGGGGGAGUUUGUCCUCCUUUGUCUGCUCCCGGCCAGGCAGCAGCCGGUGCGCGGCAGCGCCGGAGCAGCCGGGGAAGGGCCUCGGCAGCAGCCGCGGAGAACGGCGGCCGCGGCGCCCUCUGCCCCGGCACAGCCACCGGCCCGGCCUGGCCGCGCUGGGAGCGAGCAGCGACCCCGGGGGAGCCAAGCUCUUCAUGACGGAAACCCGACCAGGCAGCGGGGACGGCAGCUGCGCCCGGGCACGGGGAGGACGGCAGCGUUGGGGACAAGGACAGCCGCGUCCCGUCCCCACCCCCGGCGCCCGCCGUCGGCCAUGGGGAACGGCAUGAGCCAGAUCCUUCCUGGCCUCUACCUUGGGAACUUCGUUGAUGCCAAAGACCUGGAGCAGCUAAGCAGGAACAAGAUCACCCACAUUGUUUCGAUCCAUGAAUCCCCCCAGCCCUUGCUGAAGGACAUCACCUACCUCCGCAUCCCCCUGCCUGACACCCCUGAAGCCAACAUCAAGAGGCACUUCAAGGAAUGCAUCAGUUUUAUCCAUCAGUGUCGCCUGCAUGGAGGGAACUGCCUCGUCCACUGCCUGGCUGGCAUCUCCCGCAGCACCACGGUGGUGGUUGCCUACGUGAUGGUUGUGACGGAGCUGAGCUGCCAGGAGGUGCUGGAUGCCAUCCGAACCAUCCGGCCCGUGGCCAACCCCAACCCCGGCUUCAGGCAGCAGCUGGCCGAGUUCAGCGGCAGCGCAGCCCGCAAGGUCCGCAGGCAUCUGAAGCAGAAGUAUGGGAUGUCCCCUUUCAAUGAUGAGGAAGAAAUAAAGGCCUUGCUGCCAGCAGGGAGAGAAGGAACGUCCAGGACAGAGGGAGCUGUGCAAGGACUGGUCCCAAGAGCCAGAGACAUGAGGAGCACAAGUCCCUUCCUGCUGCGGGUGAAGAGGACGUUCUCCUGCAUCCCGUGUGCCUGCCCCCCCUCCCGCGAGUGCAGGGUGCGUGUGUUGAGAAAUACACCUAGCGCAGCCAGAACCUGCGGCGUGUGCCGGGAAAGGGAAAGUGAAAGCCGGAGCCGCUUUCGGUUUCGCCGCCGGGCCGCGAUGGCGGAGCCGGGGGCGCCCAUGCGGCUGAAGGAGUGGCUGAUCGCGCAGAUCGACAGCGGCCGGUACCCGGGGCUGCGCUGGGAGAACCGGCAGAAAACGCUCUUCCGCAUCCCCUGGAAGCACGCGGCCAAGCAGGAUUACCGGCAGCAGGAGGAUGCUGCGCUCUUCAAGGCUUGGGCCAUCUACAAGGGGAAGUACCACGAAGGGACGGACAAGGCCGACCCCUCCACCUGGAAGACGCGGCUGCGCUGCGCCCUCAACAAGAGCACUGACUUCCAGGAGGUGCCCGAGCGGAGCCAGCUGGACAUCUCCGAGCCUUACAAGGUGUACCAGAUCGUGACUGACAGAGCCUGUGAUGCAGAGGACAGUGACACACAGUCCCCAGGCAGUGAGGACCAGCAGGGCAGCACUGCAGGGAGUCCGAAGAAGGAGGAAAGCAAGAAGGAUGUGCUGGAGAGUGCCCAUGUCUCUCCACAGCCCUGGCUCUCUGGCCACCCCACCGAGCGAGGGUGCCUUGUCAGGGGAGUCUUCUAUGGCUGGAACCCAACCCACGGCCAGCUUCUUCCCAGACCCCAGUCCUACCUCCCUGUGGAGGAUGUCAACAAUUCAGACUGCUGGCUGCACAUCCGCCUGUACUACUGCGACGUGCUGGUGAAGGAGGUGACCACGCGCACGGCCGAGGGCUGCCGCAUCACCACCAGCGCCGUGCCGGCCGACAGCGAGCGCCUCUACGGCCCCUCCUGCAUGGAGCAGAUCCAGUUCCCCCCCCCGCAGGUGCUCAGCGGCCACGGCCGCGUGGCCUGCAUGGCCAACGUGCUGGAGAGGCUGCUGCCCCACCUGGAGCGCGGGGUGCUGCUCUGGGUGGCACCUGAGGGGGUCUUCAUGAAGCGCCAGUGCCAGGGCAGGGUGUACUGGAACGGGCCCCUGGCCCCGCACAGGAACUGGCCCAACAAGCUGGAAAGGGAGAGGACUUACAAGCUGCUGGACACGCAGCAGUACAUCCAGCAGGUGCGGGAGUACCUGAGCAACGGGCAGCUCCUGCCUCAGUACCAGAUCUACCUGUGCUUCGGGGAGGAAUACCCCACCAGGGCUGGGCACCCCUUCCAGAAGCUCAUCAUGGCUCACGUGGAGCCGGUGUUCGCUCGGGAGCUCUUCCAUCACGCCCAGCGCUUGAGGCCGACCCUGCUCUGCAAUUCCCCGCAACCCUGUGCCCCUGGCACCUCCAGCCACGUUCUCCAUGUCUUCAAACAGCUCUGCCAGCCCUGAGCUGGGUGGGAGAGGAGAGCACAGUUGCCAUAAAGUCUCAGAGUGGGAGGCUCUGAGCCCCAUGGCUCCAUUCCAGCUGCGUGUCCCAAGGCAGAGUGCUCAGGGUGCUCAGCGUGCAGGACCAAACAAGGACAAAUGUUAGCUGGGUGGGCAGGUGCUGCUGCCCCUGUGAUUGCUGUAUUUAUUCCCCAGGAAUCUCCCAGGUGGGGUUGGUUGUGUGCCUAUUCAGCAAGCCAGGGCAGACCU